ACGGACCCAGGCCAGAUCGACGGCCCCUGCUUCUCCCCCAAGAAGGAGACCUGCGCAAUCCAAACACACCUGGAUUGAGCUGGCGCCGCACUCCGGCAGUAAUUACGGCGGCCUCACUCGUUGACAGUUUUGAUUUUUCUUGCGCGCAGUAGACUGGUACGGUCUGAUGUCGACGAGCGUCCCCGCAAGCACGCGACACGUCCUGGCUGCGUAACGACUGAGGAGCACGAUUCACGAGACGAGACGACAUGGCAGAGGCCAGCAGACGAUUCUCCGACGAUGCAGCAGACCUGGCUGCGUCGAUUGGAUCCUCACUCCGAGCAAGGUCUCUUUCGCCCGUGGCUAGGGGCUGGAGGGCGAAGCUCGGGCUGGGACACUACGCGAGGCGGACGCUGGGCAUCGCACUGCUGCUGGUCACCGUGUUCCUGUGGACGCUGUCCAACUUCCUCGCCAGUUUCAUCUUCUCCGACCAUACCUACGACAAACCAUUCUUCCUCCUCUACAUGAACACCUCGGUGUUUGCGUUUGCACUGGUGCCACGAUUCACGAAAUACAUACUGCGAAGCGGGCUUCGCGGUCUACGAAACGAUACAGCGACGUUAUGGCGACAGUGUAAUUCGGAGAUCCCUCCCCCGAAAGUCAUGUUCGAGGCAGACGAGACGGGCGAGCGACUGCUGGUGGACGACGACGACGUCGACACUGUCAUUGGCGACGACGACGACCGGCUGGAGAAGCUGAGCUUCCGGGCUACGUCGAGGUUGAGCCUCGAGUUCUGCAUGCUCUGGUUUCUCGCCAACUACUUUGCGUCCGCCUGCCUUGGGUUCACAAGCGUGGCCAGCGUCACCAUCCUCACCUCGACGAGCAGCAUCUGGACGCUCAUCUUCUGCGCCCUGUUCCGCAUCGAGGCGUUCAGCAUGCGCAAGUUUAUUGGCGUCAUGGCCUCCCUGACCGGCGUCGUGCUCAUCUCGACGGUCGACCUGACGGGGGCGGGCGACGGCGAUCGGGGGUCCUUUCCCGACAAGACGACGGGCCAGGUGGCCAUUGGCGAUGCCAUGGCCUUUCUCAGCUCGGUCGUGUACGGCGUCUACGUGACUGUGAUGAAGCGGCGCGUGGGCAACGAGGACCGGGUCGAUAUGAACCUCUUCUUCGGCAUGGUGGGCGUCUUCAACCUGCUCUUCCUGUGGCCCUUGUUUUUCAUCCUACACUGGACCAACAUUGAACCGUUCGAGAUGCCACCGACGGCACGGAUAUGGACCAUUGUCGUCGUCAACUCCUGCGCGUCGUGGGUCAGCGACAUGGCAUGGGCGUACGCGAUGCUCCUCACGACGCCGCUGGUGGUGACCGUCGGCCUGUCGCUGACCAUUCCGCUGUCCUUGAUCGGGGAGAUGAUCCAGUACGGCAUGUACUCGAGCUUCGUCUACUGGGUGGGCGCGGCCAUCGUCUUGUCGUCGUUUGUCUUCGUCAAUCACGAGAGUCGGGAGGAUGAGGAUGACGCGGUGGGCCACUGAAGCGAGCGCGUGUAAGUACGCGGCAGGCAAGCAUGGUCUACAUCGAGUUACCGAUAAUUAUUAGCGUUCACCGUGGAAUAGAUUUCUUUUAGCGUCAGGGACCACCAGACCAGCUGGAUGCGGAGGGGCACAGGCAUCUCCAAAAUCCAAUCCCGUUUCCCAAUCCCGUGCUCAGAUCCACUCGCAGGCCAAGUUCAGUUGCGGCCCUUGCCUUCCAGGUUCCUGGCGGAGGAACAUCCGCUCCUGUCCCGCCCUUCAAGGCCGAUCCCCCUCCAAACCUUCGAUCUCCGGACGUCGCUCCGUCGCGAAUGCUGGUAAUAAGACUUCCAUGCUUUGGCGAACCCCACCAAUCCACGGAGCGAGCACCGUAACCUUGGUCACAGUCGCCGCAAUGGGGACGGACAGUAUUGAAGAAACCUGCUGUUCAGAGGG
This is a messenger RNA of Emericellopsis atlantica, 1940 nucleotides long. Its product is annotated as vacuolar membrane protein. The transcript has 3 exons. Gene Ontology annotation, cellular component: membrane. Gene Ontology annotation, molecular function: transmembrane transporter activity. Bases 249 to 1508 code for a protein of 419 amino acids. Gene Ontology annotation, biological process: regulation of peptide transport; transmembrane transport. Lineage: Eukaryota; Fungi; Ascomycota; Sordariomycetes; Hypocreales; Bionectriaceae. The record is from RefSeq and is a predicted model, not a curated record.